Sungouiella intermedia is the source of this 3069-nucleotide messenger RNA. The record is from the annotation of a GenBank genome assembly. Lineage: Eukaryota; Fungi; Ascomycota; Pichiomycetes; Serinales; Metschnikowiaceae.
AUGCUGGACUUCCAGGGCGAUUUUCAGGAAGUAGCAAAGCUAGUGGAAACACUUUAUUCGUCCAAUGACCCCAAUGCAGUGUUUGCGUACCAAAAGGAACUUCAAGCCAUCCAAAAAUCUCCUCAAGGUUUUGCGGUGGCCUCGUACUUGCUAGAACAGCAAUCGAGGAAUUGUAAGUAUUUUGGCGCUUUAACCUAUGCCGUGGUGAUCCAGAACUCUGAUCUCAACAAUGAGACCUUACAAGCUUUAACAGGGAGUAUUCAGGGCCACAUUGGCCAAUUGUUGAAUGACUCGCCACAAAUAUCGUCUCAUUUAUUCAUUUUGAAGAAGCUUAUGUCUGAUUUGUCGAUGUUGUACAUAAAGAAUCCAUCAUUUGCCAAUCCUAUUUGGGUAUUUCUCAAAGCCAUGGGAAACGACCAAGGGUCCGACAUCCUGACAUUCACGGCGUCAGUCUCGAGGUUGAACUCUGUACAAUUAGGACUCCUCCUAAUGUAUUUUUCCAUCUUGGUGGAAGAUGUUUUGAAGCUUAACGACCAUGCUUCAGCCAUCAACUCUGCUGUGAAAAAAGACGUUUUCCCCCUCCUAGAGGUGACAUUCGAGUACUUGAUGUACUUGAAAGAGAACAAGCAGCUUCUGGAUGACAUGGAUAUCCAAUCGCUUGAAACAUUGAAUUCGUGGAUGUCAUAUAUUCCUAAUAAUAAUGGCGAUGCCCGGUAUGACUCCAAGGAAAUCGCACUCAUAAUCAAAUUCCUUCUACAACAUUUCCAACAGCCUGUGGAUGGCAACAAUGAACAAAAGAUGGCCUCCUUCAAGCUUGUGCUACAGAUUUUCAACGAAAUCCUUGAAGUGAACUCUCCAUUGCUAAGUAUGGAACAGAAACUGUCACUUUACUCUAUAUUGUUUACUCUGGGUGAGUGGGGAGACCAGUUUAUGAAUCAAAUUAUUUUCAGCGAGAGACGAGAAGAAUUUACCGAGGAAGUAACUGCUUUUGUGGAUUUGGUUCUCACCGUCUUGCAAUUGAAUGCAAUCAGGCUCUCUAAAUCGAUCUUGGAUGCUUCCACUCAGAACAUUCUAUCAAUCGCUCUAAGGUUGACAUCGAUUGAUGGCACUCCAAAUUCGGAAGAAUUUAUUAGUGAACGAAUGUUGGAGUUCUGGGAAGAGUUGGCUAACGUCUACCAGGAAUCAAACGACAUGUUCGAUAUUUUAUUCCAAGAAGCACAAGACCCACUAUUCAGAGAUAAUUUUGAACUGGAGAAGAAAACUAUUUUUAAUGAGGUGGCAAAAGUUUACUGGAGAAAAAUCCACUUACCAAAUCUAUCAAUCUAUAAGGAUAUUCGAAGCGAAUUCAUUGGUUACCGAAUUGCCGUUGCGGAAUUCUUCAUAGGGGUAUAUGCUCUUCUUAAAUCUGACUUUUACGAAAUGAUGUGCGAGUCACUCAUUGAGUAUAUUGGCAAGUUUUCAGAGAACCCCGUGUUGAUAGCUGACAUAGAAGCAACGUUGUACCUCCUUUACAAGAUUAACGAUGAUACAGUGUACUUUGAGUCACAGGAACGAUUGAUCACACCUUUUUCGCAGAAGAUCUUUGCAAGCAACCUUUUGGGAACUUUCAAAAACACUUCCAUCUCUGAUGAUAAGGGUCACUUGUUCAAUUCUACUCUAAUUCUGUACAUUGCUUCUAAUGAGUUUUACUUCAAAACUAGCGAGGGUAACGUAUACCUCGGACAAGUCUUCGACAUGCUAUUUCCAAUUAUCAUGGCAAAUUCUUCAAACCUCUCCCUACUAGCCUCCAAAACAGCAACAAAAAUAUGCGAGGAAUGUAGCCUCAGUCUUACUGGAUUUCUUCCUAAUUUGGAAGUCAUCGUUAUUGAAAUGCUAAGGAACUCCUCAAUUGACAGUUUAAUUAGGCUGCGCAUGUUCAACGCCUAUAGUGUUAUUGCCAAGAACAUAGGUGAUGUCAACGAGCAUGCUGAAAUCAUCAAAGGAAUGAUUUUGACAAUCAACGAGGCUUCCCAAGCGAUGAUGAGCGCUGUAGGCUCCACUUUUUCGGAAAGUGACGAAGAAUAUCUAGUAUCUUUGGUAUCAUGUUUGGUUAAUAUUGGAAAAGGAAGCUCCCUCACAGAUGAGGAGAUCGAGCAAUUGCUGACGGAACAAGAGGUAAACUACAGACAGUUUUGGAAGGCAGAUCCUUUGGGCAUCAAACCUGCUGUUUUGGAAAUCGUUACGAAGUACUCACUUGAAAACCAGACACUUUCACAGAACACUAUGGUAAUUGAGAAAUGCUUACAAGUGUUCAAGAUGGGGUUGGGGGAAUCACUUGGCGGACCUUUCGAAUUUGAUCAAGAUACCAUUGCUCAAUACCUCGUUUCGGUGAUGGAAAACAACAGAAAUCCAAAUGCUGUUCCUUACAUUUUUGGGCUCUUCGAAAGUAUGAUCGUCACGAAUUUCAGGAAUUUGAGUGACGAGUUGGUUGGAGGAUUGAUAGACAGGCUUUUCAUCCAGAGACUCGAAUUUUUAAAGACUGAUCCAGAUAUGAUUAAAAGUGGAAUCGAUAUCUUCUCCAAGAUUAUUGAAUACAAACCAUCAUUAAUCAUUCAUUUGCCAAUUUUUGUCAACACAAUUAUUCCAUUUGCACUUGAAGGAUUCGAUGCCAAUGAGUCGUUUAUCAUUAAAUCAGUCCUGAAAUUCUGGAUCACUACUAUCAAUUUGAAAAGAGGCACAAAGGACGAUCAUGAGAUUUUGACAAGAUUGUUUAUUGACCUUGGACUUGGAAAGAUGGUCACGUUCAAACUUAUCCCUUCAUUUCUCAGGUGCACAAGGUCACAUCUUGAGUAUUACUACAAUGUUUUUCGCAGUCUUGUUGGUAAAUUCCCAAUCCCAUUCAAACAGUGGUUAACGGAAUCACUUGAAGAACUCAAGAAGACUGCACUUGCUAGAACUGACCCCAAAGAAACCAAUAUGUUUAUUCACAAGCUUAUGAUUACAAGGGGACGGCGAACUGCUAAUGAUGUACUAAAACUGUUCUGGCUCACUGCCAAUGGAUUGGUCGAGUACAACAGCCAAAAUUUCUAG